UUCCCCUCAGUUAGGGGGGAGCUCCACUUUGAAGCAGGAGACUCCACAACCACCCUGCAUUAAAAAGGAAGAGGAGGAACUCUGCAUCACUCAGGAGGGAGAGUGUCUUCUAGGACGAGAGGAAGCUGAUUACACCAAGUUUCCACUGAGUAUUCUCUCUGUGAAGACUGAAGAUGAUGAAGAGAAACCACAGAUAGACAACCUCUUAGCUCCACUAUCAGAUAGUGAGGCUGAAGACGAGGUUGAAGAACCUUUGAGUAGCGAUAAAGACUGUGAAGGUGAUAUGAGGACUCACACUGACAACAAACACUCUGAAUGCUCUACAAAGAAGAGAGGUAAAACAUGUUUGAGCUGCUCAGUUUGUGGUCAAAGUUUUACUAAAAAGAGCAAUUUGACUCAACACAUGAGAACACACACAGGUGAAAAACCAUUUAUUUGUUCAGUUUGUGGCAAAAGCUUUUCUCAAAAUAGCUUGUUGAGUCGACACAUGAGAACGCACACAGGUGAAAAACCAUUUAAGUGUUCAGUUUGUGGCAAAAGCUUUUCUCAAAAUAGCUUGUUGAGUCGACACAUGAGAACACACACAGGUGAAAAACAUUUUGCUUGUUCAGUUUGUGGCAAAAGCUUUUCUCAAAAAAGCUCUUUGACUCAACACAUGAGAACACACACAGGAGAAAAAACAUUUAAUUGUUCAGUGUGCGGCAAAAGCUUUUCUCGAAAUACCUCUUUGACUCAACACAUGAGAACACACACAGGUGAAAAACCACUUAAUUGUUCAGUUUGUGGCAAAGGCUUGUCUGUUAACAGAUAUUUGACUGAACACAUGAGAACACACACCGGUGGAAAACCAUUUAUCUGUUCAUGUUGUGGCAAGAGCUUUUCUUUUAAGGGUUGUUUGAUAGAACACAUGAGAACACACACAGAUGAAAAACCAUAUAAGUGUUCAGUUUGUGGCAAAAGCUUUUCUGUUAAGAGAAUAUUGACUCAACACAUGAGAACACACACUGGAGAAAAACCAUUUACUUGUUCAGUGUGCUGUAAAAGGUUCACACGUAAUGCAGAUGCAGUAAGACACUUUAGAACACACAAGGGAAAAUAACAAAUUAGCUGUUUAGUUUGUGGUAUGUUGCUCAUAUGUGGUGACAUCCACCCUACCCAGGACCUCCUCACUGCUUCUUUCACAAAUAUCAAUCAAUCAAUCAAUCAAUGUUUAUUUAUAUAGCCCUAAAUCACAAGUGUCUCAAAGGGCUGCACAAGCCACAACGACAUCCUCGGUACAGAGCCCACAUACGGGCAAGGAAAAACUCACCCCAGUGGGACGUCAAUGUGAAUGACUAUGAGAAA
Entelurus aequoreus (snake pipefish) is the source of this 1344-nucleotide messenger RNA. RefSeq names its product oocyte zinc finger protein XlCOF22-like. NCBI's taxonomy places the organism in Eukaryota, Metazoa, Chordata, Actinopteri, Syngnathiformes, Syngnathidae. The transcript has a single exon. Gene Ontology annotation, biological process: regulation of transcription by RNA polymerase II. The record is from RefSeq and is a predicted model, not a curated record. The coding region runs from base 284 to 1099 and encodes 271 amino acids. Gene Ontology annotation, molecular function: RNA polymerase II cis-regulatory region sequence-specific DNA binding; DNA-binding transcription factor activity, RNA polymerase II-specific.